CCGGUUCAUCUCUCUCUCUCUCUCUCUCCCUCUCUCUCUCUCCUCACGGGACUCCCGAGCGCGCGAGCUCCCGCGGCGGGAGGGAGGAUGGACAAGAACGCGGCGGCGGCGGACGACAUCGAGCGCUGCGAGUACGAGCAGGAGCACGAGCGGAAAGGGACGGUAUGGACGGCGACGGCGCACAUUGUGACGGCGGUGAUCGGCUCCGGCGUGCUGGCGCUGGCCUGGAGCGUGGCGCAGCUGGGCUGGGUGGCGGGGCCCCUCGCGCUCGCCGGCUUCGCGUGCGUCACCUACUACACCUCCACGCUGCUCGCCAACGCCUACCGCGCGCCCCACCCCGCCACCGGCGCCAGGAACCGCACCUACAUGGAUGCCGUCAGAUCAUACCUCAGUCCCAGAGAGGUGUUCAUGUGCGGAAUCGCUCAGUACGUGAACCUGUGGGGCACCAUGGUGGGAUACACCAUCACUGCAACCAUAAGCAUGGUUGCGAUUGGGCAGUCGGACUGCUUCCACCGGAACGGCCACGGCGCGCACUGUGACGUGUCAGGGACAGUGCUCAUGCUGGUGUUCAGCGUAGUUCAGGUGGUGUUGUCCCAGUUCCCCAGCCUGGAGCACAUCACUUGGAUGUCCGUCGUCGCGGCAGUCAUGUCGUUCGCCUACUCCUUCAUCGGGCUUGGGCUCUCGGUGGGGCAGUGGGUGUCUCACGGCGGUAGUCUCGGAGGGAGGAUUCAAGGUGCUGCAGCAGUGUCCUCAACCAAGAAGCUGUGGAACGUGCUUCUUGCCCUGGGAAACAUUGCCUUUGCUUACACUUUUGCAGAAGUGUUGAUUGAGAUCCAGGAUACUCUGAAGUCACCACCACCGGAGAACAAGACCAUGAAGAAGGCAGCAAUGUGUGGAAUUGGAGCCACCACCAUCUUUUACAUCUCUAUUGGCUGUGCUGGAUAUGCUGCAUUUGGUUCAAAUGCUCCUGGCAACAUCUUGACCGCGGCCGGGUUAGGGCCCUUCUGGCUUGUUGACAUUGCUAACAUGUGCCUCAUCCUCCACCUAGUCGGAGCAUACCAGGUUUAUGCGCAGCCUAUAUUUGCUUCAGUUGAGAGGUGGGCUGCCUCCCGGUGGCCGGAAGCCAAGUUCAUCAACAGUGCUUACACUGUCAGCAUCCCCCUCAUAGAGCGAGGUUCGGUGACCGUUGCGCCAUACAAGCUCGUCUUAAGGGCCGUCAUAGUUGUCGCGACAACUGUAGUGGCGAUGAUGAUACCGUUCUUCAACGCAGUGCUGGGGCUCCUCGGCGCAUUCAGCUUCUGGCCACUGACAGUUUACUUCCCCAUAAGCAUGCACAUUGCCCAGGAGAAGAUCAACAAGGGGACAAAGUGGUAUCUUCUGCAGGGUUUGAGCAUGGUUUGUUUGCUGAUUUCAGUGGCAGUAGGUAUAGGCUCUGUGACUGACAUUGUAGAUAGUCUGAAGGUCGCCACCCCUUUCAAAACUGUCAGCUAGAGGUUAGUCAUGGGGGGUGGAGUUAGAAAUCGAACAUGGGCCAACUCGUCAAUGUUGACAAUAAUUAUCAGAUAAGAAGUGUAACAUGAUAGUAUAUAUGCACAUGUACUGAUUAACUAGAGUAUAGAUAAUAAGUAUAACAGCAUAUGUUUUAGAACUUUCA
Phragmites australis (common reed) is the source of this 1654-nucleotide messenger RNA. RefSeq names its product amino acid permease 8-like. Lineage: Eukaryota; Viridiplantae; Streptophyta; Magnoliopsida; Poales; Poaceae. The record is from RefSeq and is a predicted model, not a curated record. Gene Ontology annotation, cellular component: plasma membrane. The coding region runs from base 88 to 1491 and encodes 467 amino acids. The transcript is spliced from 6 exons.